AUGGGUUCCUCUCCUCAUAACCUACGUUUCGGAAAGACACAAGGAUGGGCGGGGGCGGAGCUAAAUGGAGGGCAAGGUGGUCAAAGGACCCCAUAA
Molecule: messenger RNA, 96 nt
Organism: Arabidopsis thaliana (thale cress)
Lineage: Eukaryota; Viridiplantae; Streptophyta; Magnoliopsida; Brassicales; Brassicaceae
Exons: 1
Coding region: 1-96 (31 amino acids)
Source: RefSeq, marked reviewed